Molecule: messenger RNA, 1149 nt
Organism: Mesorhabditis spiculigera
Lineage: Eukaryota; Metazoa; Nematoda; Chromadorea; Rhabditida; Rhabditidae
Source: the annotation of a GenBank genome assembly
AUGCCGAUCGAUACAGAUGACCUCGAACGGCUAAAGCUGGCCUUGGUAGUCGCAAAGGAAAGCACGGUCAAUUCCAGCCUGCCUUGCGCCGGAUACGAAAAAGCGGAAGCGUACCGGCUCGAACUUGAGGCCUUGAAACAGGAGUUUGAUGACAUGAGACCAAGAAGCAACGCACAGGUGAAAAAAAUGCGAGAAGAACUGAACGCUAGCCGGGCCAGAGUGGCUGAGCUCGAGGAAAAGAGUCGCUCUUCAGAAGAAGUUUUGAAGGAGUUGUCCGAGCGGAUCAUGCGACUGUCGAAUGGAGGAAGUACAGCUCCGAUACCACGUUCCACUACCGAUAAUGCUGGUGUUAAUGCACCAUCCGCCAAACUUAGUACACAGGUAGCGACCGCCCAGACGAUCGGCAUGCUCCGUGACACGGUAAAGUUUUUGAAAAAGCGGAACGAGACAUUGACUGCGAGAUGUCAAAGGAAAGGCGUAUACCAGCCGGGACCGACCAUAACACAAGAAGUAGACUUGCUGCACAGUAAACAGCUAGAAGUGGUGGAGCUGCAAAAACAGCUAGCAACAGUACAUGCGGAACUGGAGCUGCGGCGGAAAAAUACGCAUCAAACGGAGCAACGACGUCUCGCAGGGGGGCUGAAAGCGCUCAAGGAGAGAACCGCGGUGCAGACUCUGGCAGAGGAACCGGACAUUCUCAACUCUGAGGCCCCAAGCGAUCCAUUACCCUCCGCUUCAGUCAAGCUGGAAACCUUAAACGAUGCCCCGCAGCGGGCAGAACUAAGAAACACGGAACUAUGCGACGCUAAAGAGCAAGCUCUCUCCGCCAAUCUAGAGCGGAACCAGGCAUACACCCGAACCAUGAUUCGAAUUACGAAUAUACCGAUGGAUUACACCCAAGAAGAUGUCAUCAGGCAAUGGCUUGGCAACGGGAAACAUCUGAUUCAUUGGGAUGAAAGCCCUGAUAUGUUUAUGCGACUCCAUGAAAAUGACACCCAAUCCUGCAUCGCCUAUCUUGCAAAUGAACAAGCUGCAUUAGAGCUGCAGUCCUGCUUCCAGGGUAUGGAAAUCUUUGGGAAAAAGCUGCAAAUUGAGGUGGAGACGCUGAAGAAAACGGUGGAUUCAGAGCCGAACAUGACAGCCGCUUGG